UAAUGAUUUGUGCAGCAGAAGAACACAUAGAAUAAGUAGUGAAUUUGCAAUUGAUCAAUAAAGAGAAAUUGAAAGAUAAAUUUUUGAAAAAGAUGCGAAACAGAGAUAAUAUUGAUUAAACUUAUAGCGAAAGAAGAAAAAGUAUAAAUCACUUGAAUUAUUUUCUCUUAGAGAUUAAAUAGGAGCAACAGUCAAGGCCUAAAUUUGAGGAUUUAAUUUGUCCAAUUUGUCUAGAAAUCUUUUAAAAAGUUACUACUACUUAAUGUGGGCAUGCAUUUUGUGAAAUGUGUAUUUUUGAUAGUUUAAUGAGAAAAGCAGUAUAGAGUUCUUUUAAUAUUAGGAAUGUCCUGUUUGCAGAGUGAAAAUCAAAACACACUCAUUCUAAUAUUGUGAAAGUUUUGAUAAUAGAAUCAAUGAUUUAGUUCAUUAAUAUGGAGAUAAAACUUAGAUCGAGCAUUUUAAAAACAGAUAGUUAGAGAUGGAAUAAUGGAAUAAAUCCAAAUAGUAUUCAAAUAUAUCUAAGAUAGAGUAGACAAUUUGGCAAUAGACUAAUAAGUUGAUAUAAUGGAUUAAUCAUUUAUAUGGUGUGUGGCAACCAUUAAACAAAUCGGCAAAAAGGAAAUAUUUAUCCAUUAUGAUGGAUGGGGGAAAGAGUAUGAUGAAUUUAUCCCAUUGCAAUCAAAUAGAAUUGCCCCUUUGGGUCUUUAUACUAAAAGAGAAGAUAUCCCAAAAUAUCAACCUGAACAAAGGCAGUUUGCAGAUAUCAUAGAAUAUAUUAACCAAUAUGGAGAGCUUCCAACAUAAAAUGUACUGCAAAAUUGAU
Messenger RNA from Paramecium octaurelia, 823 nucleotides. NCBI's taxonomy places the organism in Eukaryota, Ciliophora, Oligohymenophorea, Peniculida, Parameciidae. The record is from the annotation of a GenBank genome assembly.